AUGGCACGAUACAAUGCUCAUGAUCAACAACAACUUGCAAUUUUUGGUCCAUUUUUUGCUACAAUUCUAUUGACAAUCAUCGUUUGGGUGUAUAUGUAUAUUCGACGUAUUCACUUUUUUCAGACUACGAAACUACCUAUGGAACAACUCACACGUGCUGGUGGACUGGCGCGAUUAUCGCCACCUGGCGUAAAUAAUCCAUCAGAUAAUUUAAAGAAUUUAUUUGAAGUACCUAUUUUGUUUUAUGCAUUUUCACUCUAUUUAUUUGUCACAACACAAGUCGAUGCAACAUAUGUUUUUGCUUCAUGGAUUUUCUUUGUAUUUCGAGUCUUACAUAGCAGUAUUCAUUGUACUUUUAAUCAUAUAAUGUCUCGUUUUUAUUGUUAUCAACUUUCAUGUGUAGCUUUAUUCUUUAUGAUUUUUCGUGCCAUGUUAGCACAUUUUUUCUCAUAG
Adineta steineri is the source of this 453-nucleotide messenger RNA. The record is from the annotation of a GenBank genome assembly. NCBI's taxonomy places the organism in Eukaryota, Metazoa, Rotifera, Eurotatoria, Adinetida, Adinetidae.